Drosophila montana is the source of this 4407-nucleotide messenger RNA. It is a transcript of the gene kay, whose product is annotated as transcription factor kayak. The record is from RefSeq and is a predicted model, not a curated record. Gene Ontology annotation, molecular function: DNA-binding transcription factor activity, RNA polymerase II-specific; RNA polymerase II cis-regulatory region sequence-specific DNA binding. The transcript is spliced from 4 exons. NCBI's taxonomy places the organism in Eukaryota, Metazoa, Arthropoda, Insecta, Diptera, Drosophilidae. Gene Ontology annotation, biological process: regulation of transcription by RNA polymerase II. The coding region runs from base 612 to 2987 and encodes 791 amino acids. Gene Ontology annotation, cellular component: nucleus.
CGCAAACGAACAACGAACCAUCGAAGUUUAGAAUUUUGAAAUUAACUGCACGCACAUUUCGAACCCUUGCGAAAUUGGCAAACGCUGCUGGCGGCGCGUCUGAAGCCGCCGGAAAGCGGAUAAGAAGCAGCAGCAACAGCAGCAACAAUAACAACGAAUUUUAAGUCCAAAACGAACGAACAAAUAAAUGCUAAACGAAAGGCAAACGCAAAAGCCAAAAACGCGAAACGAACGAACCUAAUUUUGGCGCCCUAAAACUCAGAGCAACAACAACUACGACAACAACAACAACCAUUUAAUUAUCAGCAAAAACAACAUUACAAUUUUUAGCUUUUCCAAGAAAAGUUUGCUGUAAAUAUUUAAUUUAACAUAAAUUUUCUUUAACACGCUGUUAAUACUCAAUCUAAGAAUAUAUAGCAUAUAGAUUAUAUAUCUAUAUCACAUAAUUGUUGUUCAUUUAAAUUGUUUUAAGCCAAUACGAAUAUUUGUAAAGCUAGUCAAAAAACAAAAAUAUCGAACUUAGCGUAUACGCAAUAUUUGUUCUCUGCGUAUACUUAAUAUUUAUUAAGCUACACACACACGCACACACUAGUCUAUAAGUCACGCGCGUUAUGAUGAAAAAUCUCAAUGGUAGAACGCAUAAUGCGUGCUACCAGCCCUACUAUCAGCAACAAUUGCAGCUGCAGCAGCAGCAGCAGCAGCAACAACAACAACUUUUGCAACAGCAACAACAGCUGUUGCAGCAGCAGCAGCAACAAUUGCAGCUGCCUUAUACGGCGCCAUACAACCAGCUGCAGCAGCAGCAGUAUACUCAACAGCAGUACUAUCAACAACAGCUGCAACAGCAACAACAACAACAACAACAACAACAACAACAGCAGCAGCAGCAAUUGUUACGUCAGCAACAGCCCACGCUGUCGGCCUACCAGCAGCAGCAACAACAUGCAAAGCAAUCAUACGGUCAUAACAACAGCAACAACAACGCCAACAUGACACAGACUGCACGCAGCAACAUGCAAGCAGCAACAAUUGCUACUGUGAGUGCGAACGGCAACAGCAGCAGCAACAACGCCAACGCCGCCAACAGUGCGACAGUCGCAAUGGCCGCCAUGUGCCAAAUGCAAAGCUUUUUAAGCCAGCAACAACAACAACAACAACAGCAGCAACAACAACAACAACAAUACAACAACAAUUGCGCGCAUAUUAAUUACAAUCAACAGCAGCAACAACAACUGCAACAGCAACAAUUGCCCACGGCAGCAACAACAAAUGGCGAUAAAUUAGCAUUGGAUAAUGCCAGCGAAAUUGCAAAUUUUUUGGCCAGUGAGCUUUUUAUGCAGCAGCUCGUUACAUUUGAUGGCAUGCAGAGUGCACCGACGCUGACAACGCCGACGUUGACGCCGACUACGCUGCGCACCAUUGAGGAGACCAUCUUUGAGCUGACCUCGGAUCCGCAUAUUGUGCCAUUUCAGGCGGGCUUUAAGCCACCGCCGCUGACAUCGCUGGGCGCCAUAACGAACAACAAUACAGUCACGCCCACAACGGCGGCGGCGGCAGCUGCCACAUUGGCAGUGGUCAAUUUGAAUCCGAUCAAUGCGAAUCCGCAAUUCGAUUUGGUUGGCCUGAAUUGCAGCAGUGUGCGCGACAGCGAUACGGAGGACUCCAACGGUUCCUGGAACGAUGGCCAGCUGAAUGAUGACCAAAGCACAACCGAUACUUCUAGUGCCGCGACAGACAGCACCUCGUAUCAGAAUGGUGGCCACAUGCUGGGCAAUGGGUCCAAUGGUGGCGUCAACAACUUCACCGUCGCUCUGGCGGCGGUCAACAAUGCUGGACGCGCCUCUGGCCAGGCUGGCGGCAACUCAACUACCUCAAACAGUGGCACUCCGGCGCGUCGCGGCGGCGGACGUCGCCCCAACAAGGCGGCCAACAUGUCCCCGGAGGAGGAGGAGAAGCGUCGCAUACGACGCGAACGCAACAAGCUAGCGGCGGCGCGUUGUCGCAAACGACGCGUCGAUCAGACCAACGAGCUGACCGAGGAGGUCGAUGCGCUGAUUAAGAAGGGCGAGGACAUGAAGAAGGAGAUUGAGAAUUUGAAUGCGACCAAAAAUCAGCUGGAACAUGUCCUCCAGGCGCAUCGGCCCACCUGCCAGAAGGUGCGCAAUGAUCUGCUCAGUGUGGUCACAUGUAAUGGAUUGAUUGGACCGACCACGUUGCUCGGCGCCGGCAGCUGCACGGGCAACCGGAGCCAACACAGCAACAACAACAACAACAAUAACAGCAAUAACAAUAACAGCAACAGCAGCAACAACAACAAUAACAAUAACAACAACAGCAACAGUAAUGACAGCAGCAGCGGCGGCACCAUCACCGGCUUCGAUGCCACACUCAAUUCCACGGGUCGCAGCAAUUCACCGCUGGAUCUCAAGCCGGUGCUCACCGAUGAGCAGCUGCUGCAGCACAUCAAGAACGAACCGCAGGAUGUUGGCCUCGAUUCGAGCUCAUCAUUGGACCAGGAUGGUCCGCCGCCGGCCAAACGUUGCUUUGCGCUGCCCAACAUUGCCGCGCUGACCGCAUCCCUGACGACACCGACCGACCCCGGUUCCUGUUCACUGAACACGCCCAUAACUAGCACGGCGCCAAAUAUAUUUGCUAAUUUUGGCGGCGACCUCAACAGUCCCACAUUGAAUGCACUGAACAAGCUGCCCAAGGCGCGUCCCAAUACGCUCAAUGUCCAACAGUUGCAGCGUCCAUUUGUCGUCCAGCCAUUGGGCAACGAUGGCAACAAGGCGCCACCCACACAGAUACAGGGCGUGCCGAUACAGACGCCAUCGACGGGCACCUUCAAUUUUGAUUCGCUAAUGGAUGGCGGCACUGGUCUGACGCCCGUAUCCGGGCCCCUGGUGCCCACCUGCUCGUCCCAGAACAAGCAUCCGCUGGAACUGCCAACGCCCACAAGUGAGCCGUCCAAGCUGGUUAGCUUAUAACCAGUGUAGGGUGCGUGGCGGUGGCGCGCGUCGCUAACAAAGUCAAACAUUACAUUUAGUUUUUAAUCUGUAAACAAGCAGCAUGCAGCAAGCAGCGUGCAACGUGCAGCAUGCAACAUGCGGCAUGUAACAAUUUGUGCAUACAGAUCAGAUUUACGUUUACAUAGCGAACGCUAAUUUAGAUUUAUACACAAUGUUUUCUCUACUUUUGUAACGUUAAUUUUUGUAAUUCGUAAGCACGGAUUUGUUGUCCGGCACCUGCCACGCCUAGUCGUGCGACGGUUUGGUGUGGCAGUUAGACGGAUGGGCUGGAGAGCCGAGCCGGCGUAAAAGUUCUGCUACUUUAUUUAAUAAUUGUAAUUGUUUUCCCUGUUAAAUGUGUAACUGCUUUUGUAUUAUUAUCUUUAUUAUGUUUAAUUUAUCAUUUGCUGUAUCAAUUAAUAAUAACUCUAUAUACAUAUAUAUAUACUAUAUGAUAUAUAUAUUUACUUGUAUUUUUGUGCAAUUUUUUAAACCAUUUUUCAUUUGCGUGUGUUUUUAAAAAAUAUACAUUUAGAAAUAUUUAUAACAAAUAAUGCCUAAACAUUUGCAGAAAUGUUAAAAAUGAUUUAAGUAAUGAAUUGUAGCACGUUGAGAGUGUGAAAGAAAAUGAUGAGAUGUUGUAAAUGAUGGAUGCGUUGUGAUAUUUAUUAUUAACAAGUUAAACAAAACAAAAAUAAAUUAAAUGAUAAACGAAACUUAAACAGAGCGUGUAAUGAAAGGAACUAAGCCGGUUUUAAAAUUGUACAUUUAAAAUAAUAAAUUAAAUAUUUCAAAUUACAAAAAAAAAAACUUAAUACGUUGCCUUGAUAAAGAGAAAAUAGGGAAAGAAAAUAAACAAAUGAUAUAAUAGUUUCAAAAUGAGAGAAAAUUGAGAAUUUGAAUAACUAUACUUAUACUAUUUACUAUUUAAGGCGCAUAAAACAAAUAAAAAACAAACAAAAACAACAACAAAAUCAAGAAAAAAACACAAAUAUAUUUUUACUAAACGCAAAAUGCGCUCUAUUUUCAAAUACAAUUUUUAAGAAAUGACAAACAAAACGCAAAGCAAUUAUUUAAUAUGUAAUUAUAUGUAUUAUGCAAUAAAAGAACUAUAUAUAUGUAUAUAUGAUGAUACAACAAAACGAGCAAAGCAAAUCAGGCAACAAUAUUUGAUAUAGCCUUACGGUUUAAUACGAGUAAUUCCUUCGUCCCCUAAACAAAUAAAAAAACACCCCCAUUGUGCUUACGCAACAAAUUUUAGGAUCAUAAAAAUGCGCAAAAUUUCUUGAAUUGAAAUUCACAAAAUUGUAAACAGAUAAUAAUUAAAUGCACUUUCCAAAUGGGGUAACAACCAAAAUUGUGUAAGAGAAAUAAAAAUAUAAUACAGAACAACCUAAAA